This is a messenger RNA of Cervus elaphus (red deer), 3845 nucleotides long. RefSeq names its product cerebellin 3 precursor (gene CBLN3). Bases 584 to 1201 code for a protein of 205 amino acids. The record is from RefSeq and is a predicted model, not a curated record. The transcript has 3 exons. NCBI's taxonomy places the organism in Eukaryota, Metazoa, Chordata, Mammalia, Artiodactyla, Cervidae. Gene Ontology annotation, molecular function: protein binding.
CAGGGUCACAGGAUAGUGACACCCCUUGACCCAAGCACUUUCCACCAAAACAGUUAGGGGGAAAACACAAGAACAUUCCCUUUCUUCCAACAGUGGAAAAGAUACUGCUAAGAGGGCUGCUGACUUGUGAAGGAUUUUGAAGAGGGGAGGAGUGAAGAGGAAGGGAAUGUCACAGAUAUGCGGGCACACACACACACACACACACACGUGCACUCACAAUCUUACACCCAUGUUCUCUGUGGUCCCAGUUCCAGCCUGCAGUGCUCUCCGGAGGGGGCUGCCCUGGGGUUCUGGUUGCAGCCCUCCUGUCUGGCUGUCUCAUUUCUCCUCUCCCUCCCAAAGCCCAGCUGCUGUUAUUUUGUGCCCGGCCAAGGAGGAGGGAACUGCAGUGACAGCAGGAGUGAGAGGCAGGACCGAGUCGUGGGGCAUGGAGACGGAUGGAGAGAGACGCCAAGACCAGGUGACCAGGAGUCCCAGAGAGAGUGCUGAGAAGCAGGUUGAGGGGUGGUGAGAGCCUGUGGGAGAGGCAGGAAGAACCAAGGAGCAGAAAGAGAAGGUUUGUGGGUCACAGAGCCACUCAGCCAUGCUGGGAACAAAGCGACCCUGGCCGCCACGUCCCUCCCUCAGCCUGGGGUUGCCUUUGGCCCUCACACUUCUGGCCCUGAGGGCCGGGUGGGCCCAGGAGGGGACAGAGCCAGUCCUCCUGGAAGGCGAGUGCCUGGUGGUCUGUGAGCCCGGCAGAGCUGCUGCAGGAGGGCCAGGGGGAGCAGCCCUGGGAGAGGGGCCCCCUGGAAGAGUGGCAUUUGCUGCAGUCCGCAGCCACCACCACGAGCCCGCAGGGGAGAUCAGCAAUGGCACCAGUGGAGCCAUCUACUUCGACCAGGUCCUGGUGAACGAGGGAGGUGGCUUUGACCGCACCUCUGGCUCCUUCGUGGCCCCUGUGCGGGGCGUCUACAGCUUCCGAUUCCAUGUGGUGAAGGUGUACAACCGCCAAACUGUCCAGGUGAGCCUGAUGCUGAACACAUGGCCUGUCGUCUCGGCCUUUGCCAACGAUCCAGAUGUGACCCGGGAGGCGGCCACCAGCUCUGUGCUGCUGCCCCUGGACCCUGGAGACCGGGUAUCUCUGCGCCUGCGUAGAGGGAACCUGCUGGGUGGCUGGAAAUAUUCAAGCUUCUCUGGCUUCCUUAUUUUCCCACUCUGAGGACUCAAGCCUUUCAAGGAUGGAAACCUAGCCCCUGACCUUUGCCCUCUGCCCUCUGCCCCAGAAGUAGUGUCUUUAAGGCAGGAGAGAGAUGCUCUCUGGCUGCAUUUUUAUUCCACUUGCUUGCAUGGGACCCUGUGCCAGACAUCCAAGGUGAGGAGUAGAGCUCUGGUGUCUCAGGACCUGCCCUUCUUACUCCACCCCCACAAUUGCCCCCCCAGCCUCCCACUGCAGUCCUCGGAUCAGGGCAGGGUUUGGCAGGUAGGGAGACCUGUGCUACUUUGCAGACUCUGCUCUUUCUGUCCCCCACCCCCCAACCCCUGCUUCCUGCUUGGUGCUAUUUGGGAACAGGUGGUUCAGGUGAGCCUGACAGGCCCCUGCGUGGGACCAGAUGGGCCAGCCUUAGCAUACCCAGCAGGCUCCUUCCUGUGAGGAGUGCCAGCAUCACAGGUCUCAGCCAUUGCAGUCAGAAGCUGAGCCAGCACUGCGUGGGCCAGGGCAGGAGGGAGGCUCAGCCACUAGCAGAAGUGUAGGGAGGGCGGCAGAGCAGCCGAGAGCCCGUGACUGGUGCAGCAGGAAGGGGGCAUGCACCCAGCCUGAACACAGUACACACUUUCCAUGUACACUGGGGCAGCCAGGAGACGGUGAACCCAGGCAUCUAUUUGUGGCAGAUCCCAGAUGGACUCUGGCCCUCACCUCUCCACCCAAGACAUGGGGUGUGUAUGUUUGCUUUGGCUGAGAGCAGGUAUACAGAGCUUCUUUUGGCAGCUGGAGAUAGAGGUGGGUCACACACAGGCCAGGGUAGGUCUCCAGGCAUGGAACACAUCAGUGACUGUGGCUGCCUCCUAGCCUUGCUCUACCUUUAUAGUCUGAAGUUCGAUCACUUCAUGCUCUGACCACCACCUCCUUCCUCCCAGCUCUCUCACUGACCUUCACUGUUCCUAUUUCACACAUCCCACAACCUCUCUUCUUUCUCCUGAUUUAUGGCAUCUUAUCCUCCUUCUCAGACUUCCUGUUACCUUGGGCUCCAUGGUGCGUCUCUUCAGCCACUCUCCUGCCAGUGUUAUAAACUCUGUCUCACCUCUCUGUCCCAUUGGCCCAGCAUGGACGACCCUAUCAGUAAAGUAGUUAGAGAAUGAUGGGCGGUGAGAUGCUAUAGGAUCGCUAAAGAGAGAAGAUGCUGUUUCAGCUAGGUUCAGGGAUUACAGGAUACAAGAAGGUAUGUUGUAGAGACAGUAAAUGCAAAAUUGUAUGUUAGAGUCAAAUAAAAAAGGAUUUGGUAGUGCUUGAGUUAAAUAGGAAAUACCAAUGUGAAGUUGUGGUUUUCCAAAAGAAAUUACUUUUUCAAACUUUAUCACUAAAGUAGCGUGAAACAACAUCAGGGAAAAAUCUGACGUGCAUUCUUAGCACCUGGAUCUUUGCCUCAAAUAUUAUUCAGCUUUAAAGGGAUUCAGGCUCCCUCAGAGAAUAGUUCCAUGCCAUGAAUAACUCUAGACCUUGAACCUACUGGUGAAGGUGAAAAGCAAAGAUUUUUUUUUUUUUAAUGUAUAGGGUAGAUCUACGAAGGCAAAGGAGCCAAUUUUAAUAGGCUUCCACAAAUUGACCUUUGUGGAAUUUGUGACAAUUUGAUAAUCAAAAGGAAAAUAAUAUAGUUAAUUGGAACAAGGUGAAUUUUUAAAAUCCACAACUCUGUUGUGAUUUUCAAAAAGAAAAAAGCAACUAUACAAGGUGCAAAAAUGUAGUUAAUAUACUGAGUGAAGAAGUAUGACCAUAAUAGGAUAUUUUUAGUUAAUUUUGAUAAGUAGAAGAGUAUAAAUAUAGCAGAUAUUAUAUUUAUUCAUAAGGCACAUUUAUUUUUCUUAUCUGCAUAAGUAGGGAUGGGUGGAUCAAGAGUGCUCUGAGUAAUUCCAGAAAAAAUUGGAACUGCACCAAAAAUGAAAGAGAUUGAUUGGCACCAUCUGGUCAUAUAUUACAACUAGGAAGGAAGAAAUUCCAGCAGUGUGUUACAUGAUGAUGAAUUAGUCAAACAUCCAAAAGAUAACUGCUCACUGCUCAAACAUGAUCCUUCAUUUCUUGGGAAAGAAAGCCUCUAUACUACCCUACUAAUUAUAAUCAGAUUACAGUAACAAUAAAACCCAAAAUAAUACUGGCUUAAACAAAAUGGUAGAUUAUUUCUGCCUCACAUAGGAGAAUCUGCAAAUAAAGAGUCCCGGAGUGGAUGGCAGUUGUAUGAUCAUCACAGCCCCAUUUCCUUUCUUGCUGUUCCACCGCCUUUAGCAUAUCACCUUCUGACCCAAGAUGUCUCUUUGAGCUCCAGUCAUUAUAUCAGCCUUACAGUCCCCAGGAAGGAGGAAGGAAGGACACACCCAUUUCCUUUAAAAGAAGCUUUCUGAGAGGUACAUCCAAAAAUUCUGAUUGCAUCUCAUUGGCUAGAAUUUUGUCAUAUAUAUCCACAUCGGGUAGGGGUGGAAAGGCUAGAAAAUAAGUCCUUAUUCCAGGCAGCCAUAUCCAGCUAAAUGUCAGGAGUUAUAUAAUAAGAAAAAAGGGGAGAUUGGAUAUUGGGGAAAACAGCAAUAUUGGGGGUAUUGGGGGAGUUUGUAAAAAUAUAAAUGAGCUAAAUAAAUUUGUAAAUGAUGUCAGUAAA